Carlito syrichta (Philippine tarsier) is the source of this 1533-nucleotide messenger RNA. It is a transcript of the gene CPA3, whose product is annotated as carboxypeptidase A3. NCBI's taxonomy places the organism in Eukaryota, Metazoa, Chordata, Mammalia, Primates, Tarsiidae. Gene Ontology annotation, molecular function: zinc ion binding; metallocarboxypeptidase activity. The transcript is spliced from 11 exons. The coding region runs from base 53 to 1306 and encodes 417 amino acids. Gene Ontology annotation, biological process: proteolysis. The record is from RefSeq and is a predicted model, not a curated record.
AGGGUGGAGGCAUAAAACGGGCAGAGGGUCUCCAAGCAAGUAAAGAAGAAUCAUGUGGCUCAUCCUUCCCGUGGGUUUGAUCACCACCACCCUUGCGAUCACUCCUGCCCGUUUUGACAGGGAAAAGGUGUUUCGUGUGAAACUGCAAGAUGAAAAACAAGCAAACAUCAUAAAGGACUUGGCCAAAACCAAUGAGCUUGACUUCUGGUAUCCAGAUGACCCCCACCACAUAACUGCGAACAUGACAGUGGAUUUCCGAGUUAGUGAGAAGGAAACCCAGUCCAUCCAGUCUGCCUUGGAUCAAAAUGAAAUGCACUAUGAAAUCCUGAUUCAUGAUCUACAAGAAGAGGUUGAGAAGCAGUUUGAUGUUAAAGAAGAUGUCCCAGGCAGGCACAGCUACAGAAAAUACAACAACUGGGAAAGGAUCGUUGCUUGGACUGAAAAAAUGGUAAAUAAGCAUCCCGAGAUGGUCUCUCGUAUUCAAAUUGGAUCCACUGUGGAAGACAAUCCUCUAUAUGUUCUCAAGAUAGGGAAAGAGAAUGAAAGAAGAAAGGCUAUUUUUAUGGAUUGCGGCAUUCAUGCACGAGAAUGGGUCUCCCCUGCGUUCUGCCAGUGGUUUGUCUAUCAGGCAACCAAAACUUAUGGAAGAAACAAAAUUAUGACCAAACUCUUGGACCGAAUGAAUUUUUAUGUUCUUCCUGUGUUCAACGUUGAUGGAUAUAUUUGGUCAUGGACACAGAACCGCAUGUGGAGAAAAAAUCGUUCCAAGAACCGAAACUCCAAUUGCAUUGGCACUGAUCUCAACAGGAAUUUCAAUGCUUCCUGGGACUCUUUUCCUGACACCAAUAACCCGUGUUGGGAAACAUAUAGGGGCCCCGCACCAGAGUCUGAGAAAGAGACAAAAGCUGUCACGGACUUCAUUCGAAGUCACCUGAAGUCAAUCAAGGUUUACAUCACCUUCCAUUCCUACUCCCAGAUGUUAUUGUUUCCCUAUGGAUACACAUCAAAACUGCCACCCAACCAUGAGGACCUGGCCAAAAUGGCAAAGAUUGGAACAGAAGCUUUAUCGACUCGAUAUGAAACCCGUUACAUCUAUGGCUCAAUACAGUCAACAAUUUACCCGACAUCAGGUUCUUCUCUAGACUGGGCAUACGACCUGGGCAUCGAACACACAUUUGCCUUUGAGCUCCGAGAUAAAGGCAAAUUUGGUUUUCUCCUUCCAGAAUCUCGGAUAAAGUCAACCUGUAAAGAGACCAUGCUAGCUGUCAAAUUUAUUGCCAAGUACAUCCUCAGGCAUACUUCCUAAAGAAUUGUCCUCAGUUUGGAUUAAGCCAAUUGAGAUUUUUUUUUUUUUUUUACCCUUUCACCAGAAAGUCAUCUUCAAUUAUCUCUAUUAAAACAAAGGAGGAGAUGUGGCUUCAACAUAUCCUCAGUGGAUUCUUCUCACUCUCACUUUUUACUUUUAUACGCUCUCAGUAGCACCCUAACAAAGUAGCUGUAAGUGAAGCUUUUUAACUACUUGUCUUUGUUCCA